Messenger RNA from Onychostoma macrolepis, 678 nucleotides. Its product is annotated as proteinase-activated receptor 1-like. The transcript has 3 exons. Lineage: Eukaryota; Metazoa; Chordata; Actinopteri; Cypriniformes; Cyprinidae. The record is from RefSeq and is a predicted model, not a curated record. Gene Ontology annotation, biological process: positive regulation of Rho protein signal transduction; positive regulation of blood coagulation; phospholipase C-activating G protein-coupled receptor signaling pathway. Bases 1 to 678 code for a protein of 225 amino acids. Gene Ontology annotation, molecular function: thrombin-activated receptor activity. Gene Ontology annotation, cellular component: membrane.
AUGGUGGAGGUGCAUGUUUCCAUACUGCUGAUGAUGUGCAUGAGUGUGGACAGGCUGCUGGCCGUGGUGUUUCCCAUCGCCUCUCUGACCUGGAGGAAUGCAAGCAAAGCUACAUGUGUGUGUGUGCUGGUCUGGCUGCUGGCGCUCGCUGGUACAGUGCCACUUCUCUUAGUGAGACAAACAUUCAAGAUAAAGGAUGUGGGCAUCACCUGCCAUGACGUACUACGCCAAAAUGACCCUACAGUACUGUACUAUGUGUACUUGUUCUCCAUCCUCUCCUGCCUCUAUUUCUUCUUGCUUCUGGUCGUCACCUUUGUGAGCUACUCCACCCUCAUAUACACAACAUCUUCAUCUUCAGACAAUCGAAGGAGAGCUGUGGCUGUUGCUGUGCUGAUUGAGUUUGUGGUGUGCUUUGCUGCAACCAAUGGCAUCCUGUUGUACCACUGUGUUCAUUUAGCUAAUGGAGACCACCACAAGGGAGAUUCAUCAUAUGCGGCUUACCUGACGGCUGUGUGUUUGGGGAGCGCAAGUGUUUUUCUGGACCCUCUACCGUACUACUACGGCUCGUCUCAAUGCAGAAAGCAGAUUCGCUCUGUGUUUUGGUGUGAGAAAGCAAAAAAGAGAGCAAAAACACAGUCAAACACAAAAACCUCUCCGUGCACUACAGGUGCACAGUAA